AUGGCUCAAGAAGUUGAAGAAGAACAUGUUGAGUCACUCUCCAUGGGCAACGAUUUACAUGUCAAAAAUUUCAUAUGGUCCGAGGAAGAAUGGCCGGCAAUAAAUUACGACGACUUUGCAGGCGGAGAUGACAUUCCCGUUAUAAGCUUCCGGGGAGUUUUGGACGGAAAUAAGAAGGGAGAUUAUCAGAUUUUGUGCAAAUCCGUGGUAAAUGCAAGCAGCAACUGGGGAUUCUUCAAACUAGUCGAUCAUGGGGUUGCUUUGGAAACCAUUGACGAGUUUAAACUGCGGUUGAAUGAGCUUUUUGAUCUUCCAAUGGAGCGGAAGUUGAAGGGUGGUAGAUCGGCGAGCUCGCCGUUGGGGUACAGUGCCACCAAUCCUGAAUAUGGAAAGAAUUUGCCUUGGGCGGAGAUCUUGCAAUUGCUUCAGUCACCGCAGCAGGUUGUCGCAUUUGCUACCAAGGUGUUUGGUGAUCGACAUCAGCCAUUUAGCAAUGCGAUGAUUGAGUACAUGCAUGAAUUGGAGAAACUGGGGAUGAGAAUUUUUGAGAUGUUGGCUCAUGGACUAGGCCUCCCAGAAGACUUCUUCACAAAGAACUUUGAAGAGAAAGAAGCCACCAUGAUUAGGGUCAACAGAUAUCCUCCCUGUCCCCUCCCUGAGAAAUGUCUAGGGCUUGGGAGCCAUUCAGAUCCCCACACAAUGACAAUACUGUUACAAGACCUUGUGGGUGGCCUUCAAAUCUUAAAGGGUGACAACCAAUGGGUCGGAAUCCGUCCUAUCCCCAAUUCCUUCGUCAUCAACAUUGGUGAUACCCUUGAAGCAUGGACAAAUGGGAGGCUAAAGAGUGUUGUACACAGGGCAGUGGUGAACAAAGAGAAGCAAAGGCUAUCAGCUGCAUAUUUUCUUAGCCCAACAAGUUCUGCCAUAAUAGAGUGCCCUCCUCAGCUCCUGGACCCAGACACCAAUUCUAGCAAGUACAUUCCUUUUACUUGGGAAGAUUUCAGGAAGGAACUUCUAGCACAAAAGAGGGUGCUAGGUAAAACUGCCCUCAAUAGAUAUCUCAUAUCCAAUUAA
Messenger RNA from Alnus glutinosa, 1074 nucleotides. RefSeq names its product gibberellin 20 oxidase 1-like. Lineage: Eukaryota; Viridiplantae; Streptophyta; Magnoliopsida; Fagales; Betulaceae. The record is from RefSeq and is a predicted model, not a curated record. The coding region runs from base 1 to 1074 and encodes 357 amino acids. Gene Ontology annotation, biological process: gibberellin biosynthetic process; flower development; response to light stimulus. Gene Ontology annotation, molecular function: gibberellin 20-oxidase activity. The transcript is spliced from 3 exons.